CGAGUCCCUAAUCACACCAAGCGGCGCCCCUUCUCAGCCACCCCUUCCUUCCCCAGUCAGCAGCAACGGCAACGGCAACGGCAACAGAAACAGCAACAGCAACAGCAGCGAAGCUCCUUUAGGAUUGAACAGUGAAUUAAACAGAACCAUAACUGGUGGUGCCAGGGGGAAGAAGCAGUAGGCAAGGUUGUUGUUUCAAUCAUCAUGGAGGCUAAAUUCUUUCGCUUUCUUAAAAUUGUUGGAGUUGGGUACAAAGCCAGAGCUGAAGCAGAGGGAAGGCUCUUAUUUCUCAAACUGGGAUACAGUCAUGAGGUUGAACUUACUGUUCCUCCAGCUGUCCGCAUUUUCUGCUUCAAAAACAAUGUAGUCUGCUGCACCGGACUUGACAAGCAGAGGGUGCACCAAUUUGCUGCUACUGUUAGAAGUUGCAAGCCUCCAGAAGUUUACAAAGGCAAGGGUAUAAUGUACAUUGAUGAAGUUAUCAAGAAGAAACAAGGAAAAAAAUCAAAAUGAUGGCUGAGGUGCAUGAUUCUUAUUUUGCACAAAUGUAUUGGCUAGUUGAUGUGACUGGAAUUGCAAUGCCCUCAUUUGCUAUAACUGAGUUGAAUCGUUAAACAAAUCAUAGGCAUUUUGGAAUUCUUAACGGCUAUUCAAUAAUUUUUAGAGUUCAAUAAGUCACUGUAUUCUGAUGUGUUGGAUUGAUGUCUUCAAAAUCAGAGUUGGAUAAGGUGAUUCUAAGCUGGUGUUAAUCAGAGUUGCUUCAUUUUCUUUUCCCUUUCUUUUUUUCUGUUUUUCCGCUCAGGACAUUAACUGAGGCAACAUUCCAAAAGACCCAAAUGCUGAUAAUGACAGCAAUAAGAGUGGAUAGUAUUUAGUUCUAAUCCUUGUGCUUCAUUUUGGACAUAUAGCCA
Durio zibethinus is the source of this 911-nucleotide messenger RNA. The record is from RefSeq and is a predicted model, not a curated record. NCBI's taxonomy places the organism in Eukaryota, Viridiplantae, Streptophyta, Magnoliopsida, Malvales, Malvaceae.